AUGUCUGAAAAGAAAAGCAAAAAGGUUUCAAAAACACCACAAGUUAUUGACAAUACAAACUCAACAUUUAAUCUAUCUUUUGAAAAAAACAAAGAAUUUGAUUUUAGUGAUGAUGAUGAAAAAGAUGAUCAAUUAGAAAUGGAUCCUUCCACUACUGAAAUACCUAAAAGAAAAAUUAGUAUUGUAUUAAAUGACGCUCCUACUUUAAGGAAAAGUAACACAUCACGUAUUUCUACACUUCCACCAUCAAGGACUAGAUCUUCUCUUACAGCUAAAAAUGAUUUUGAAAAAGGUAUUGAUGCGUUUGAAUUAGCUGAUUACAAUAAGGCUGUACAAUAUUUCUUUGGUUAUGCAGCAACAACAGAAAAGAAAAAAGAAAUACAAUUAUGUUUAUCUUACCAACUUGCUUGUAAUAUUAUUCAUAGAAUCACAUCUGCACCAGGAACGAUUGAUGUUUAUUUAGCUAGUAUUUUAAUUUGUUUACCAUUACUCCCUCCUCACAGAAGAGUUAUUUUACGAAUAGCAAAAAAUAUUUUUAUUAAAGAGAAUAUUCAACUCCCAGAGAAUUUACGAAUAUUUAGUGGGAUUUCAGAAGAAGUAAAUUCAUCUCGUCAACCACUUAAUGGUAUUUGUUGUCAUUGUAAAAAAGAAGUUUCAUUAAUUAGAAACCAAUGUGAUUGUGGAAAAGAAAGAAUUUUUGAUUGUAUAUCUUUCACUCCAGCUGGUGAAAAUCCAGUGAAAUGCGAAAAGUGUGGGGCUAUCUUUUCACAAGGAGAAAGUUGUGUAUUUUGUAAAGGAACUUGUCAUCCUCUCAACCUUUAA
This is a messenger RNA of Entamoeba dispar SAW760, 822 nucleotides long. RefSeq lists its product as uncharacterized. Lineage: Eukaryota; Evosea; Mastigamoebida; Endamoebidae. The transcript has a single exon. The record is from RefSeq and is a predicted model, not a curated record. The coding region runs from base 1 to 822 and encodes 273 amino acids.